Molecule: messenger RNA, 2061 nt
Organism: Clarias gariepinus (North African catfish)
Lineage: Eukaryota; Metazoa; Chordata; Actinopteri; Siluriformes; Clariidae
Gene: cavin2a
Product: caveolae associated protein 2a
Exons: 2
Coding region: 158-1540 (460 amino acids)
Cellular component (GO): caveola; cytoplasm
Molecular function (GO): protein kinase C binding
Source: RefSeq, a predicted model, not a curated record
ACGUGGGAGGUGGUGAAGCUCGUCCAUGUGACAGACACACUCCAAAAUAGAAGCACUUCACAGGUCGAGCCAAACGGGUAGCAGGAGCCAUUACACCUGCCGGUCAGAGAUCUUUUAAAACAGGAAGCAGACUUUGAACAUACCAGAUCCUCCGAAAAUGGGUGAAGAUGCUACUCGAGCUGAUCAAAGCUCCUCCACCUUGCCCGCUCCAGCCGUGUCUGAUUCCCCCACCGCUCCAGUGGUGGACGCCCAGGAUCUCUUCGUCCCCAGUUCAGUUCCUACCUCCCCGACUCAGACCCUCACCCGUGCGGGUAGCAAAACUCCAAGCAGCCCAACAGGUGCCGGGAACCAGGUGAGCGCCAUCACGGUGGUGGCUCUGCUCGACCAGCUGGUGGUGAUGAUCGAGGCCGUGCAGGAGAACCAGCGGCGCAUGGAGAAACGCCAGGCUGACCUGGAGGGCACGGUGCGGUCCGUGCAAGCUGACUUGACCCGCCUGAGCAAGAGCCAUACAGUUACCUCUGGUGGUGUCAACAAGCUGCUCGAGCGCUCACGCAAGACAGGCAUCUAUGUGAAGGAAGUGCGCGAGCGUCUGGAUCGCCAGAGUGGCCAGGUGAAGCGUCUGGAGGCCAACCAUUCACACCUGCUCAAGAGGAACCACUUCAAAGUGCUCAUUUUCCAGGAGGACAAUGAGAUCCCGACCACCUUGUUCACUAAGGGGUCCACAGGAGAUAUUGCCUCAGCAUCUGUUCAGGAUGAGACUGCCUCUGCCCGUGCCUCUGUGAUCGAUCCCAACUACCACCAUGAAGAAGGAUUGCAGACCAUCAGCCUUUCCUCUGAUGAGGAGGAAGGAGCAGCGAGCUCCCCACUGGAGGGAGGCACAUUGCCCAGAGAGGUGCAUGAGGAUGAGUUCCCAGGCAUGGCAAGUGAACGUCUAGAGUGGUCUCGCACUGACAAGUUUAAGCGAUCCAGUCUGAAGAAGGUAGACAGCCUAAAGAAGGCCUUCUCACGCAGCAGCAUUGAGAAGAAGAUCAACAAGAUCGUUCCCCCAGAGAAGCGUGAAAAGAUCAUGAAGAGCUUCUCUCCAAGCCAUCCCAAAAGCCCAACCAGCAAGAGCUCGUCCUAUCGUGUAUCACCGAUGACCUUUAAUGUCAAGAAGGUGAGAGAUGGAGAAGCAGAGGGUACGCCAGCCGUGGGUGAGAAUGCCACAGUGGAGCUGCCACCCAUGGGCGGACCAGACGGUCAACUACCGCUGGCAGAGGUCCAUAACGAAGAGGAAAAGUUUAACGGUAAGGAGCACAGUCCGUCCCCUACGGGCAGCGCGGAUGGGGCCGCCUCGGCUACAGAAGAUGUAGAGCUUGAGAAUGGUCCCUCAAACAAGGUUAUAGAAGAAGAGGAGUCACAGGAGCCCAGUGAAGCUAAUAAUGGAGCUGACGCUCAUGAGAAUGGCGAUCAUAAUGUUGAAGAUGAAGUGGAGGACAAGUCCAUGUCGGCACCCGAAUCUCCCCCGUCAGCUGCAGUAGCUGUCGAGCAAGCGUCUUAGAUUUACUGGCAUUCCAUCUUUCGCAGAGAUCUUGGCACAGGAGCACACCAUCUGUUCAAAAUCAGUUGUGUUAUGUAAGUGCUCGUCUGAUAGAAAACAGGGCACGUGUUAAAAAAAAAAAAAAAAAAAAAAACAUUUCUUCUCGAACUGGGCUCUACAUGGUAAUGGGUGAUUAAACAAACUGAAUUAUUUCUUAUACAAAAUUAUAUUUUAAAAUUCCUAUAGCUUCUUGUAUAUAGUCUUGAACUUCUAUUGCAUGCAAUCCUAGGUAUACUGCACCUUCUGUAUUAUCCUUCCCAAUAUACUGUUCUACAAUAGAUAAUCAACUCAAGUGUAAUUCCAUAGAGGGAUUAAGAAAUAAAUAAAUAUAUAAGAAAUGCCCUUUUUCUGAAGAAAAAAAAAUAAACCUAUGAUGUGGAUGGUCUCCCUUCCCCAAACACUGUUUACUGCUUUAAGAGCUAAAUGCUUUUUCAGUAUAACUGAUAACACUGAAAAUGACUUUUAAUAAAGUGUUUAUCUGA